AUUGUGUUGCCUUUAUAAACACAACACUGAGACGGUCAGUGUCAGCGUGACUUAUUGCCAUCAUGACUGGGAAAAUUCUUCUGUUGGGACUUCUGCUCGUCUGUGUGGCUGCAGAUACAAAGGACCCGCGAAACGGGAGAGAGCCAAUCUGUUCAGCUAUAAAAGGACCUGUGAUGUGCGCCAUGAUCUAUAUGCCUGUGUGCGGGAGUGAUGGUUUCACACACGGCAACGAGUGUAUGCUCUGUGGGAAAAGACAAAAGACAAUGGAGAACAUUUUGAUUGUCAAGGAUGGACCGUGCUGACCUGGGCAUCUUAACAGUGGAAAUCAUCGAAUAAAGCAUUCAGACAUAA
Nerophis lumbriciformis (worm pipefish) is the source of this 351-nucleotide messenger RNA. RefSeq names its product serine protease inhibitor Kazal-type 1-like. NCBI's taxonomy places the organism in Eukaryota, Metazoa, Chordata, Actinopteri, Syngnathiformes, Syngnathidae. The record is from RefSeq and is a predicted model, not a curated record. Gene Ontology annotation, molecular function: protein binding.